Vespa velutina is the source of this 5404-nucleotide messenger RNA. RefSeq names its product discoidin domain-containing receptor 2-like. Gene Ontology annotation, biological process: positive regulation of kinase activity; protein phosphorylation; cell surface receptor protein tyrosine kinase signaling pathway. The coding region runs from base 675 to 3536 and encodes 953 amino acids. The transcript has 18 exons. The record is from RefSeq and is a predicted model, not a curated record. Gene Ontology annotation, cellular component: signaling receptor complex. NCBI's taxonomy places the organism in Eukaryota, Metazoa, Arthropoda, Insecta, Hymenoptera, Vespidae. Gene Ontology annotation, molecular function: collagen binding; ATP binding; protein tyrosine kinase collagen receptor activity.
GUCGCGAGGACUACGCACGGUCUUAUAUGUUCUCGCGACUUCCUUCUUCCGGAAGGAUUUGGUACUUGAUGAUUUAAGACGUAGACGCGCCAAAAUCAUUUUCUUAAAUCAACAAGAACGAAAUAAAGUAAUAGUGUUUCUGUGAUAUCGUGACAUAACGUGACUCGUUGACGAUCAUGCUUGCGUGUUUUACUACGAUCAAUUGGUGAUAGUGCUAGAGAACGACGGACCACGACAUUGCUCUUGGUGAACAACCGAGAUAUUUUCGUGACAACGAGCAAGGACAUCUCAUAAUUUCGACGUUGUUUUAUCAAACACCGAGUGACUUCUUUUUGGUAUCAAGUGUAACGGAUGUAGUGCAGAAAAUGUUACAGGGAUAUUCUUUGAGGCAUACAUCACAGGUCGUAGAAUUUCCACAACGGCACGGCAAUACAGCCUUUUGCCUGAAGCCGCCGACUUUACAAACCUCUUUUAAUGCCGCUCCGUAGCACAUUAUUCAGCUGGCGAUGUAAAGUAGAGGAACACGUGUAAAGGCCGGCCUUUAAAACGCCUAACCGAGACCUGCCAACCUUCUUUCGCCUGCGUAUACGCGCAGCUUGACGAGGACUGAAAUGACGCAGGAGUCACGGUGAGAAAAGGGCGAGGGUUUCACCCUCGCACGAAAAGGGGGUGCCAUGGCGAAGAACUUUAGUUUCGUCGUUGGUGCAAGCCCAUCGACUACUCCUCUCCUUAUUCGUCUCCUCCUAGUCGGCUUCAUCUCGUUCGUUCCAGCAACUCUUGCCGUGGAUCUUUCACAAUGCAUCGCACCACUGGGCAUGGAAUCCGGAGCAAUACCGGAUAAGGACAUCACAGUCAGUUCCACCUACGAUGCCGGAAAUGUUGGCCCGCAUCUGGCACGGUUGAAAACGGAGAGCCUCGGUGGUGCUUGGUGUCCAAAGAAUCAGAUCACAAAGGAGGCGAAAGAGUGGUUGGAAAUUGAUCUUCACACUGUCCAUCUUAUUACUGCUACCGCUACUCAAGGUCGUUUUGGGAACGGACAAGGUGUCGAGUACUCAGAGGCUUAUCUUUUGGAGUAUUGGCGACCACGAUUGGGCAAAUGGGUUCGUUAUAGGGACAUCAAAGGACAAGAGGUAAUACCAGGCAAUACGAACACGUAUUUGGAGUCCAAGCAUGAACUGGAGCCACCUCUGUGGGCUAGCAAGAUCCGUUUUCUGCCCUUCAGCCGUCACACGCGGACAGUUUGCAUGCGGGUCGAGCUCUACGGGUGUUACUGGAGCGAUGGUGUGGUUUCCUACUCGAUGCCUCAAGGUGACAAAAGAGGAAACGAAUGGGAAUUCUUUGACGCCACUUACGAUGGCCAUUGGGACGAUGAACUUCGUCGUGGACUGGGCCAAUUAACUGACGGUAAAACGGGUCCAGAUGAUUUCAAGAUGGGCUAUUAUGACGAUCGAGGACAAGGUUGGGUUGGCUGGAGAAACGAUACACGAAGUGAUCAACCGAUUGAAAUUAAAUUUGAGUUCGAUGUAGUCAGAGAAUUCUCAGCAAUUCAUAUUUACUGCAACAACCAGUUCACCAGAGACGUUCAGAUCUUCUCGCAAGUCGACAUACUCUUCAGUAUAGGUGGGAGAUACUACAACGGUGAGCCGAUUACCUAUACCUACAUGGAGGACAAAAUAUUCGAAACGUCUCGUAACGUCACCAUCAAGCUUCACCAUCGUAUUGGCAAGUACGUGAAAUUGAGACUCCAUUUUUCCGCCAGAUGGAUCAUGAUCAGCGAAGUGAUUUUCGAUUCUGAUGUAGCUCACGGUAAUUUCACAACGGAAGAACCACCUACCACGGAAUCACCGAUCCAAAGUGAUGUUUUUGUUGAAAAAAAUGGAUCAGGCGUUGACGGUGAACUUCCUGUUUCAACUGCUAAACACGAUGAUCCAACUUACAUGGCAAUCGUAAUCGGUGUAUUGAUGGCAGUGAUAUUACUCCUUGCCGUGGCGAUAUUUCUGAUUGUUUCAAGGCACAGACAACGCAAAUGCUUUGCCAGUCCGAUGACUGGAAAAGCCCCAUCUCAUUUAGGUUCAACCUGUGCCACCGUUGAAAAAGGAGCAGCGUUGAUGGCUUAUACUUUGGAAGACGACGAAAGAUACGCCGGGGGUUCUUUGCCUACCCUACCACGUGAUCUGGGCAAUCGUCUCCUGGAUAUCGCCAAGCUCGAUGACUAUCAGGAGCCCUACCAAGCGUUGAAGUAUGCUCCAUACUACAGCUACAGCACCGUCGUUAUGGAGAUGAAAGACAUGAUGCUGAACAACAAGGGCACCAACAUCAAUCACUCAGCAGUGUACGCGAACGGUGCAGUUGACACAUCGUACGAUUAUGCGGUACCGGAACUCGGCACGGUACCUCUCCUCAACCAAGAAGGAACCGGAGGAUGCGCUAGAACCACCACAGUAUCCAGUACUACCAGCGACAAGGACAGUCUCUUCUCUAAAAAUUCUUCACAUAGCACUAAAACCGAGGACAAAAAGUCACCAACACAACAGGAGGUACUGUCGGCCUUGAAAAGACGUCUCGAGCAAACGAGCGUGCCGCUCUUCCCACGACAUCGCCUUCGCAUGCUUUCCAAACUCGCUGAAGGUGCUUUCGGGACGGUAUAUGUUGCUGAAGCCGAAGGGAUUCCUGAGUAUGGAACAACGACCACCCUUGGCAAACGUUUCGUCGCCGUCAAGUUUUUAUUACCGGAAGCCAGCGAGAAGGAAAAGCUCGAUUUCCAGAGAGACGUGAGGAUUUUGGCGGCACUCGAGGAUCGCAAUAUCGCUAGGGUUUUGGGUGCUUGCUGCCGUGAGGAACCCUACUGCGUUGUGAUGGAAUAUUUGGAACAUGGGGACCUCUGUCAAUUCCUAAAGACGCAUAUCACUGCAGAGGAUGCCCAUUCCAUGCCAAUCGGUGUUAAGACGCUUAGUUUCAACUGUCUCAUCUAUAUGGCAGCGCAAAUCGCAUCGGGCAUGCGGUAUCUCGAGAACCUCAACUUCGUGCAUCGGGAUUUGGCUACUAGGAAUUGUUUAGUUGGAAAAGCUUAUCAUAUCAAGAUCUCAGACUUCGGUACAGACAACGAACUAUAUGCCUGUGACUAUUAUAAAGUGGAUGGAACUGUACCUUUGCCUGUUCGUUGGAUGGCUUGGGAAUCUAUAUUUUUAGGCAAAUAUACAACGAAGAGCGACGUAUGGGCAUUCGCGGUGACUCUUUGGGAGAUUUUAAAUCUAGGAAGACGAAUUCCUUAUGAACAUUUAUCGAACGAAGAAGUGGUUGAGAGUCUCCGAAGAUUUCAUCGUGCUAACGAAGAAGAUGGCUCCGCUUCAGAAAGUGGUUGUACCGAUGGAACGAACGAUCAUUUUGAUUAUUUACCUAGACCAACGGCUUCAUCGAAAGACAUUUACGAUUUGAUGCUCGAAUGCUGGCGUCGCGAGGAAAACGAACGUCCGACGUUCCGCGAGAUCUCACUUUUCUUACAACGGAAGAAUCUCGGAUACGCGCCAACAUCUUGAUAUUGAAAUCUGAACACCAACGAGGGUUAUAAUUUCUUUCAUGGAACUUUCCGAUCUGCCGACGUUAUGAGGAUCGAACGAUGAUAUAACUUCAUCGAUUUUUCUUCUAUUUGUUAAUUAUCAGCUUCAGAACGGAUUUAUGAACUUUGAUAACGUAGAUCGUUUGAAAAUGUCAAUCGGAAAUACGUGAAGGUUCCAAUUUGAUCGGCAACAUUCAUGAAUAAAUAAAUAUCUUCCAAUUAAUUAGGAGUUUAGCUUGAAGCAUUUUAUGGAAAUUAUAUGGGCUGAGAAAAUGUAUUUUUGACGAUUAACACGUCUACGGAAAGGAUGUUAUCGUAUUGGUUCUCUUAUACUUUUUUGAUGAGAGAUCGUUAGGAGCCUAUAUCGCAAACAUUCCUUAUUAAAAUUUACAAGAAACUCCCGCUUGAUUGGAAUCAUCAAAUUCUUUGUCGUUUUCUUUUUGUUUUCGACGAGAAGAGAAAGAGCUGAGAAUACAUACAUUUGAUAUUUCUAAGAGACGAGAAUAUGACGUUGGACUGUGACUUCGACAAUCCAAUGAGUGCGCCGUGGUUCUUAAUAACUCGUUUAUAACAAAAGGCUACUGGUUUAUAUGACUGAACGAUAGAAUGGCGAUGACGCCUCUGAUGUAAUAAACUUAAGAUUAAAUGAAAAAAAAAAAAAAAAAAAAUGAAAAAAAAAAUGAAAAAAAAAAUAAGAAAAAAAAAGGGAGGAAAAAAAAUGAGAAUGAAAAAGACAAAGAAAAAGAAAAGAUAAAGAUAAAAAUAAAGAGAAAACUAUUCAAGAUUCUUCGUAAAGUAAACGUUUAGGAGCAAUACAAUGUAAUUAGCUAUUAAAUACUGCUGUGAACAUUCCUGCAUAGACGAGUAUGUAUCUAUGCCUUUGAAUAAUUACUUGAUCGAUUAAUCAUGAUACGAUCGAUAAUUCAGCACAAUGCUCGUUACUUAACCGAAUAAAAGUAGCGGCGAUGAGUGAUUGUUUGUUCGUUGGGUUUUUUUUCUUUUCUCUAUUUAAUUAAAAAUUACAUCGACCAUAAUGGCAAUAUAUUAAUUAUAACAAUAUAAACGCUGUGACUAUCGUUGCUAAUUAAUCGAAAAUUGCGAACGGAUGUGUGCGAUCAGUAUGAUGGAAUGCGUGUGUAUAUGAGUAUGCGUGUAUUGAUCUAUUUCUCUUCGAUAUUAUAUAAAAUAAAAUUAAAAAAAAAAAAAACCUCUUCGAGACAAGUCUGCAUGUAUAUACAUAUAUGUAUAUAAUAUAUAUAUAUAUAUAUAUAUAUAUAUAUAUAUAUAUAUAUAUAUUCGUAAUGAUCAUAAGCAAAUUUUAUAGAAUUAAAAGCGAUACCAAGCGACAUGGAGUUUUCAUAUUUGUUUUUAAUAUUAAUUUAAAAAAAAAACUUGAAUAAUUUAUUUUACUUUUAAUAUAUAUAACUUUCAUGAUAUUUUUUAAUUCAUGUCACUUAUAAUAGUCGGAUGCAAGAACUUUCAAGAAUGCUAAGAAUAGAAAUUCAAUAACGUUGUGCUGUUCUUGUAAUGAACAUUCAUAUCGAUAUAUCGAAACGAAUCAUCGAAUGAAAAGUAAAAAAAGAAAUACAUAAAUUGAAAUAAACAUAUAUUCGAUUAACGGCAAUAUCGAGAUAUUAUGACAACAGACAUGUUAUUAAUAAAACAAAAAAAAAACAAAAAAAAAACCAAAAAAAAAAAAAAGAAAAUUCUAUAUGCUAGGCGGGAUCAAUGAUACUAGUAUAAAUAUAUCGUGCAUAGGAAUGCAUUAAUAAACAUAAUAAUAAUGAUUAUUUCUUUUGAAAAUCACUAUACAUUUUCUUUCGAAAAUUUGGAAAGAAAAAAAAAUCA